This is a messenger RNA of Cylicocyclus nassatus, 1561 nucleotides long. The record is from the annotation of a GenBank genome assembly. Lineage: Eukaryota; Metazoa; Nematoda; Chromadorea; Rhabditida; Strongylidae.
AUGGAGCUAUUACUGGUAGUAGCGACUCACCUACUUCUCCUUUUUAGCAGUAUAACUUACACGAAUGCCGAAGACAUAGAAUGCACAGGAUUUGGAUUACCAUCAUCAAGUCCCACCAAAGCAGACCGGGGCAAAAUGCUCGAUGUUUUCAACACUGUUAGAGCGAAUAUAGUCAAUGAAAAAGAUCCUGAAACGCAGUACCUGAAAAAAGCGAAGAACAUGUACAAAUUGUUUUGGGACUGCGGAAUGGAAAAAGAACUUACAGAUGCCAUUGAUAAGGCGAAGCAAUUGACUUUGAACAACAAAUAUGCGCAAAACUAUGCCGUAUUUGCAAAAUCCUUGCUUGCAUCAAAAAAGCCCGAAGGCUAUUCUAUGAUGGCGGAAGCAUUGUGGUUCAGUCAAGUGGUAUAUGUCGGCGGUCUCGACAAAACUCAAACGUACACGGAUGGUUUAGAUAAUUUUGCUAACAUGGUCAAUGCGAAGGCUACAAGAGUGGCAUGCGCUUACAAGGAGGAUGCAACUAACACCUAUAUUGAAUACUCAUGCAUCUUCAACGUUAAACCAGUCAAGGGUCAGAGUAUCUAUGAAAGAGGGACUCCAUGUGCGCAGGACUCGAAGUGCACUACGUACCCAGGAUCAAAAUGUGAUGCGACUGCGAAGCUGUGCGAAUACCCAGGAAUCGUAGUACCAGAGCCGGAACUGACUCCAACCAGUGAGACAACAACGACGGACGUGACUUCAACCAGUGAGACAACAACGACGGACGUGACUUCAACCAGUGAGACAACAACGACGGACGUGACUUCAACCAGUGAGACAACAACGACGGACGUGACUUCAACCAGUGAGACAACUACUGCUGAUAUAAACUCAGACAAUGGUUACAUGACGGCUGCAGGAAGGAACAAAGUGGUGAAGACACAUAAUUAUAGGAGAACUUUGCUCGCAACAGGUCAAAUAAGAAAUGGUAAAAAUCCGAGCAAUGCUAAUUUACCAACGGCUGCAUUUAUGUCAAAAAUGGAAUAUAACAUGAACCUUGAAGCGCAAGCCAUAGAACACGCCAAAGGGUGCUCAUUGAAAAAAUCAGACGAGUCAACAAGAUCGGGAAUGGGUGAAAACGUUUAUGUGCAUGACACAGUGAUUACGGAUCCAGUUCAACUAUUUGAUAUUGUUGCCGUUAGUUGGUGGACGCAAAUCUUCCAAGAUGGAAUCAACUGGCAAUUGAUGUUUUCAGAGAACCUGAGAGAUAAACAAGCAAAGAAAGGCAUAGAUCAGACAGCCUUCACUCAGAUGGCCUGGGCAAAUACCAACAAAAUAGGAUGCGCUGUUGUUGAUUGCUCUGGAAAGUCCUUCGUUGUUUGCCGCUAUAGCCCUGCUGGAAACAUUCUGAACCAACCAAUAUAUCAAACUGGAUCUGUAUGCGGAGGAUGUCGCGGAACUUGCAGUCCGGCUGAUGGACUGUGCAUAAUGACGUAAAAAAGACAGUUUUGAAGAACGAGACUUUGAUAAACUUUGCAGCAUUCUGCCUUUUUCGUAGUGUGUAAAAGUCAUACAGUACGAU